Messenger RNA from Sparassis crispa, 1452 nucleotides. RefSeq lists its product as hypothetical. NCBI's taxonomy places the organism in Eukaryota, Fungi, Basidiomycota, Agaricomycetes, Polyporales, Sparassidaceae. Bases 1 to 1452 code for a protein of 483 amino acids. The record is from RefSeq and is a predicted model, not a curated record. The transcript has a single exon.
AUGAUGAUCCUGAUCAACGCGAGGAAAGCGGGAUGGACGCACCAAGCCAGCCCAGACGAAGGAACUUCCGCGCCACAGUCACCUGCCAAAAAUCCGCAAAAGCGCAGACAGGAUGAUGAUCCUGAUCAACGCGAGGAAAGCGGGACGGACACACCAAGCCAGCCCAGACAAACCAGAAGAAAGACAGUGCGGCAUGAUUACCGUCUAAUGCACGACCCAGAGGCAGACGAAGAUCUGGAUAAUGAUCCAGAUAAAUCAAAUGCCGAAUUAGUCUAUAUUGCGAUGAGCGCCCACGGAAAUGCGGAUGCGGACGAGCCAAAGACGCUCAGUGAUGCCAAGAGAUCACUCGAGUGGCCCAAAUGGGAACAGGCAGUCCAGACGGAACUCAAUCAACUACAGGGUAUGGAGACUUGGGAGUUAGUGGAACCUCCCGAAGAUCGAAAACCCGUAGGAAAUAAAUGGGUUCUAGUUAAGAAAACAAACAAAGAGGGUGAAAUAAUCAAAUACAAAGCCCGCCUGGUUGCGAAGGGAUAUUCUCAAAUUCCAGGCAUGGACUAUACCGAGACGUUCACGCCCGUAGUCCGCCUCGAAACCAUUCGAGCUAUCCUCGGGCUAGCCGCAAUCUUAGAUUGGGAGAUCGGACAGAUGGACGUGAAAGGCGCCUAUCUUAAUGGAACUCUCAAAGAAGAAGUGUAUAUGCGGCAACCCGAAGGAUACAGCGAUGGAACAUACUGCAUAUGUAAAUUAAAGAAAACCCUCUACAGGCUAAAGCAGUCUGGCCGAGAAUGGAAUAUCGUGCUGAACCGCAAGUUACUAGACGUGGGAUUCAAGCGCCUAUUCUCGGAUCCAUGUGCGUACAUUCAGAUCAAAGGUGAUAAGAUAGAAAUCGUCACCAUUUGGGUAGACGACCUAUUAAUAUUCACCAAUGAUUGCGCACUGAUGGACCAAUUGAAGAGGGAACUCCAAAAUAUGUUCGAAGUUACCGACCUUGGCGAACCCCAAAAAAUUGUGGGGAUAGAAAUUGAGAGAGACCAUUCAAAGCGGACAAUCAAAAUCUCUCAGACAAAAUAUAUUGAGUCUAUCCUACACAAGAAUGGGCUUACGAACGCCAACACGGUCGGGAUGCCUCUUGAUCCAAAUACAGUGCUUGAAAAAGAAGAACCCGAAACUGAUGACGAAUGCGACCGAGACAAUGGAUAUGCAUCGCUCAUCGGAUCACUGAUGUACACGGCAAUUGUCACGAGACCAGACAUUGCUCACCCCGUGCAAUGGCUUAGCUCAUUUACUGCCAAUCCCGGAAUGGCUCAUUGGACUGCUGCUAAACGCAUCCUCCGCUAUCUAUCCGGAAUGCGAGAACUUGGAAUAAUCUACGGGCCAAUUGCAGAUGUCAAGCCCGAAGAUCAAUCCAUAUUUGUGGGCUACUCAGAUGCAGACUAUGCGAACGAUAUCUGA